AUGCUAUUUCCAUUACUUCAGUGGCGAAGUGAUCUUUCUGAAAGAACGUUCUCAUGUGACACUGUCUACUCAUACUCACCAGUCUGUCUGUUUACCAGUUUGUUUACGCCUCUCGUUAUUUCCUCCAAUGAAAUGUAUUGCAGAUAUGUUGCUAAACCUUCAUUCAACCAUACCUCGUCCCACCACUUCAUUGUUACAAGAUCUCCGAACCACUGAUGGGCAACUUCGUGUGCUACCGUCGUCGCUACCACAUACUUGGACCUAAGAGGAUAAAUCGUGUGAUCGUACAAGAGAGAAGCUUCCCUAAAAGUAAUUAGUCCCCAAUUCUCCAUCGUUCCGACCAAAGAAAAUCCAAUCAUAUCAUUCCUGUAUAAUAAAAGAAUAAAGUCUCUCGCGUUGAUCAAUACCGUCUGAGAAAUGCGCCUCCGACCUCGACUUAAUGGUGUAGUGAGUGCGUAUACGGCCCUUCACUCCUGGAGGUUCUCUGCGACCUUCGACAUAAUCGAACUCCACAUAAUCGAAUUCGCCGAUGGCAAUGGUAAAUAGAUAACUUGACAUAAAAUCUGUUGUAUCGAAUCUAGUUGUGAUCCAAGAAGUUUCCGGUCCUUUCUCGCUACUAAUUUCCUUUUCAUUGGAGAGUGCUAUAGUUCCUUCCGGAUGAAUCACGGUAAUUGA
Haemonchus placei is the source of this 675-nucleotide messenger RNA. The record is from the annotation of a GenBank genome assembly. NCBI's taxonomy places the organism in Eukaryota, Metazoa, Nematoda, Chromadorea, Rhabditida, Trichostrongylidae.